AUGGAGUCGACGGCGCCCGCCUGCUGCGAGAUCGCGCGCCUGCCGGAUGACCUCCUGUCGGCGACGCUCGCCCGGACCGGGCCGCGGGAAGCCUGCCGCGCCGCCGCGGUAUCGCCGGCCUUCCGCGCCGCGGCCGACGCCGACGUCGUCUGGUCCAGCUUCCUGCCGCGCGACCUGCCCCCGGUCGCCGACGGGGAGCUGGAGCUACCCGCCGAUCUGCAGUCCACCAAGAAGCAGCUCUUCAUGCGACUCUCGGACCCCGGCAGCCCCGUCCUCCUCGCCGACCGCCUCACGGUAAUCGCCAAUCGGACUCCGCUCCUGUUUACGGCGACCGGCGCCAGGUGCUACAUGCUGUCCGCCAGGAAGCUGGGCAUUGCUUGGGGCGAUACGCCGCGGUACUGGCGCUGGAUCCCCAUCAACCUCUACAGGUUCUCGGAAGCUGCUGAACUCCAGUAUGUCUGGUGGCUGGAAAUACGUGGCAACAUCCACAGCAAGAUGCUCUCCCAACACACAACAUAUAGUGCUUACAUCGUGUUCAGAGUAGCUGAAGGGCGCCGCGGGCUUCAUUUCCCAUGCCUGGAGACGUCUGUCAGCCUCGAAGGAAACAGCAGCAGGUCGACGCGCCGCGUUUGUCUCGACGAUGGCCACGAUCGCGUGGAUACUUGGCCGUCGAUGCGUGGCGACAUUCCUCAAGAAGACGCACUCUUUCCUCGAGAGAGAGGUGAUGGUUGGAUGGAGGUGGAGGUAGGUGAGUUCCGCAACGGUGAAGGCGACGAUGGUGAGGUUUCCAUCGGCCUUAUGGAGACGUCGGUCGUGAAGAGGGGCCUUGUUGUCCUGGGCAUUGAGAUUAGACCCAAGGAGCAAGUGGUUUGA
Messenger RNA from Miscanthus lutarioriparius, 873 nucleotides. The record is from the annotation of a GenBank genome assembly. NCBI's taxonomy places the organism in Eukaryota, Viridiplantae, Streptophyta, Magnoliopsida, Poales, Poaceae.